Pseudo-nitzschia multistriata is the source of this 1279-nucleotide messenger RNA. The record is from the annotation of a GenBank genome assembly. NCBI's taxonomy places the organism in Eukaryota, Bacillariophyta, Bacillariophyceae, Bacillariales, Bacillariaceae.
CGUUUCACGAGGCGGGUUUCCUUCCAUCCAWCAAGCCCAUUCKUUUGCGUUUAGCAGCUACGGUAGCCGAAACAGAGGCACCACCAAAAGCCUCUUCCCGCAGCAAGAGAGAGGGUGGAUAYCGGGCACAACAAGGAAGAUUCCCACCACUGCAAUGGCUUCGUUGACUUCAUCGGCGUUAUCGUCGGCGAAUGAUUCCUCAACAGCAGCACCCGUCGUCCGAUUCGUCGACAUYGGUGCCAACCUCUUGGACUCGAAGUAUACGGAAGGCGUCUAUUUUGGAAAGAAACGCCACGAGCCGGACUUUGACGAAGUUCUUGCUCGAUCCGUCCGACAGGGUGUCACCCAUAUCAUUCUGACGGCCGGGACUCUGGCCGAAAGCCGCGAGGCAGUGAGCGUAGUGCAGGAGUACCGCACCAAAUGGCAAGAAGAAGAUGCCCCGCCUCCCCUGUUCUUGGGGUGUACCGUGGGCGUCCAUCCCACCCGGUGCCAGCAAGAAUUCAUCGACAACCUGGAUGGCGAGACGGCGCAAGAAACGGAACCGAGAACCGCCGACCACGUCCUCGACGACUUGUUUGCACUGAUGUCGGACGCCUUUGAUCGCGGAUACAUCGUGGCGAUCGGUGAAAUCGGUCUCGAUUACGACCGGCUCGAGUUUUCUCCCAGGGACGUCCAGAUCGAGUUUUUCCGGCGCCAGCUGGACCGUUUCCUGUACGGGGAUCGACCGGAGAUGGGCAGCCUUCCCCUUUUUUUGCACAACCGUAGCGUCGGCACCGAUGUCCUCGAUAUCCUAAAAGAAAACCGAGCAAGGGUCAAUUCCCACUCGCAGGCACCGGUCCCCAUCAAGGGCGUCGUUCAUUCCUUUGACGACAGCCUCGAGCUGGCGCGGGAAUUCAUCGAUCUGGGCCUCUACAUCGGCUUGAACGGUUGCUCGCUCAAGACGGAGGAAAACCUGGCCGUCGUGAAGGAAUUGCCGCUGGAACGGAUCCUCCUGGAGACGGAUUGUCCGUACUGCGAGAUCAAGGCGACCCACGCCGGGCACCAGYACGUGAAGACGACCUUYCCCAAGAAGGCCGACAAGAAAUUCGAGCUGGGAACGAUGGUGAAGGGCCGGAACGAACCGUGCCAGAUCGUCCAGGUCGCGGAGGUGAUUGCCGGCGUCAAGGGAAUCACGGUCGAGGAGGUGGCGGAACGAUGCUACGCCAAUUCGAUGGAGCUCUACGGAAACGCGUUUGGGAAGGCGUGACGGGCGAGUCGUCCGGGCCACAGAACAUCAAAC